Clunio marinus is the source of this 5523-nucleotide messenger RNA. NCBI's taxonomy places the organism in Eukaryota, Metazoa, Arthropoda, Insecta, Diptera, Chironomidae. The record is from the annotation of a GenBank genome assembly.
AUUCAAAGUGCGAUUUUCUCUGCAUAUAAAAUAAUCAUUUUCUCGUAAUAUUUUGCUUUUCAUGAUAUAAUAACGAAAAAUAAAAGACAUUUGUUAAGUAAAAUUUGAGUAUUCUGUCAAUAUAAAAGUGACAAUUUGUGUCAUAAGGAAAAUAAUUUCAUCUAAAUUCUUAAUAAUUGAGAAUGCAACGCUUUAUUAGAGUAUCCGAAGAUUUCGGAGCGGAAGAACUUGAAGUGCCCAUUGAAUCAGAUGGAACACUCCUUUUGACGACAUUACAAAGUAUCUUCCCAAAUGCUACUGGUUUAAAGUUCAGAAACACCGAGACAAACUGUUACCGUGCAAUAAAAUUGACAAAAAUUGAUACAGAGUUGAAGUUUCACCCGGGUGAUGAUGGUUGGGACUUUGAAAAAAUCAAUUAUCUUUGCGUGUUCCCAAAGAAUUUGGUUGAACCUAAAAUCUCUGAAAAUGCAUCCAAGACUGAAGAAAAUUGCGAAACAUCUGAGAAAAAGAAAUUGCCAGUCAAGACAUUGCCAACUUCAUCAUCAACAACAACUGUAAAUCAACCGAUAACAGUGGAUCUCAUAGUAUUGAAUAUGUCACCACAAACAGGAGAAACUGAAUUGCGAAACUAUUUCGAGCAGAAAUUUGGGCCAUUGCUAAUGGCAGAAGUGAAGAGAGAUCGGAAUUCUGUUUCUUAUCCGAAAAAGUUCAAAGGAUAUGCAUUCAUAACAUUUGCUAAUGCCGAAGUGGCUCGAAAAAUGUGUGGACAAGAUUUUGUUAUCAAAGGAUAUUCCGUUUGUGUAUCAAAAUCGACGCAUGGAAACAAGGAGAAAACAUUGCCGACUACAAAUAAUGUUUUUGGAGGAGUACAAACACCGGCAGGUUUUCAGAAUGAUUGGAGGUAUUCGAGAGAUUCUUGGAGUCCAUACGUUUCAGCUCCAAUGAGCCAGGGAUUAGACACCUCAAGGAAUUCAAACUUCUAUGCGCAUAGCAAUGCUUUGUCACCCAUGCGCAAUCAAAUGCUUCAAAAUAAUCAUCAAUUAAGUAUGUUGACAGUGGCUAUGGGGAAUUUGCUGAACAAUUCAAGAGCUCAGACUGGAUUGCCAGCAAAUAACUUUCAGCAGAACUUUCAACAAAAUUAUCGUGAUCGAGGACAUACUACAGGAACUUUAUGGAAUGCUCGAGUAAACACAGUGUUAAAUGGAAAUGGAGCAAAAACUAAAAAGAAUAAACAGAAGAAGUCAAAAAAUGCGAAAAAUAAAGGAAAGGAUGAAGUUAAAGUUGGUGAAGGCAAUGACGAUCAUGAACAAACUGGAGAAAAUUUAUCAACAAAUAAGAAAAAAAUGCCAUUUAAAUUUAAUCUAAAGAAAUCGAGACAAUAUAAUGUAAUGAGUAAAGAUUUAUAUGUAAUAUCUGUUGUGUGCUUAGAUGGUUCUAACAUAGACUGUACAUUGAGUUCCGAGAGUAAAGGCUCGGAAUGUUUAGAGAAUGUUUGUCAGCGAGCAGGUUUAAGUCAAAAUGAGUUCUUUGGCUUACGAUAUUAUCCGAAAGGAUCAACUGAUGAGUCUGAUAUGCGUUGGGUUGAUUUAGAUCAGCCACUUAAUAGACAACUUGAGAAACAUGCAGCAAAUACAAAGAUUCUCUACCUUCGGAUCAUGUACUAUGUCAUCUCAGGAGUUUCUCUCAUAACAAAUGAAGCAACAAGAAAUUAUUACUUUCUCCAGCUGAAGCAAGACAUCAUUGAAGGUCGGAUAAGUUGUGAUCCUAAACAAGCUGUUAUUCUUGCCAACUACAGCAUGUUAGCUGAAUAUGGAAAUUAUCAAGAUCGUCACAAAUCUGUUGAUUAUCUCAAGUCACUGCUUUCAUUUCCGAAGCAUUUAAUCGAUGCUGGAAUAACAAGAGAAGCUUUAACUGAAGAAGUGAUAAAACAUCAUGACGAAGUUCACGACGUUGCGCAAGCUGCUGCUGAAGAGUUGUACAUUUCACUUUGCCAACAGCUCGAUGGUUAUGGUCAGGAAACAUUUGUAGCACGUAAUGAUGAAGGAGCAGAAGUCAUGUUGGGUAUUUCAGUGUCUGGUGUUAUUGUUGGAAAUUCAGGCGGUCAUAAAUUUUAUCCAUGGAGGGAAAUUCAAAAUGUUGUGAAUCAUCGACGGAAGUUUAACAUCGAAUGUACCGAUCCAACACAGAAUGUCGGCUUUACGUUACUUGAUCCUGAAACUGGGAGAUAUAUUUGGAAGCUUUGUGUUAAUCAACACACAUUCUUCAUGAACUACGAACAAAACCACGCGAGUCAAGUCAACUUGAGCUUGUUUCAAAACAUCCCCGAGAACUUUACUGACAGUCGUGAAGAUUUAAUUUCGUCAGACGAUAAACUUUAUUAUUCAAAUUCUCAUCUUGCACUUCACAACAGUUCAGCAAAUUUAAGCACAGCACUUUUAAAUCCAAAUCAAAUGGAUUCGAGAAUUUCACUGCAAGCAUCGACACUUGACGUUCCACAAAUGAAUCCUGGACUUGGUAGUAGUCAAUGGAACGCAGUUGGAUCGAAUGCUUCGCUUAUAAAUCGCGCUCAAAGUUCAUCGUGCAUUGAUUUGGCGAAUAGCAAUGUCAAUAUUAACAAUAACAUUAAUAAAGAGAGAUUGAAGAGUCUUUUGCCUUCUUAUCGGCCGGCACCGUCAUAUGAAACCGCAAUUCAGCAGAAAUUUCGUGAAUCACAACCGGACGUUGGACAAGCAACAUAUGAGAAUUUUUCACAUCCUCAAAGUCACAUUCAUUACCCUGACGUGACACAUCAUAGUAAUUUGGUAGGGCCGCAUUAUUCAGAUGCUUCUGAUUACGGACUUCCACCUCGAUUUAAAAUGAUGUCCAUCAAUAGACCGCCGCAUUAUCCAGUCAACCGAUUAAGUUCAACAUCAACACCAGAUUUAGCACUUGCAUCUCAUCGCGGACUUUAUUGUCGUGCUUCAGGAUCAUCUCCAGAUUUAGUAUCGUCAAGAACACUUUUGCAUGGUCAUUUCAUACCAUCAAACACGCAUUCAAUUCUUUAUCCAUAUUCGAUAACACAUGGUGGAGCGAAACAACAUCGAUUGCGACAUUCACACAGCUUUUUACCUCAUGCAACGUAUGAAAAUUUGAAUUUUAUUGAUGCAACAAAUCCAAAUAUGUUUCAGAAGCAAAUAUCAGAUAAUUUAAUUUAUCGAACAGCUUCUGUUGCUGUUGCACAACAAAUGGCUGACAUGGAAUAUUAUCUACAUAAGCAACAAAGAAAUAAUCAAAGCUUAAAUGCACUCAACUUGUCGAAUGAGAAUUUUCAACCAAUUUAUGAGAAUUUUCCUUUGCCAGCUUAUGAUGUGAAUGCAAAUGCUUCUUCUUCAUCAUCAGCUGCUGUUGCUGCUGCUUCUGCUGCUACACCAAUUCAACCUCAACCGCGAACUGUUCAAGCAGAACCAAUAACAACAACAACAAGUUCAACACUCGACACGAAUUUAAUGAAUCAAUACAACAAUAGUAACAAUGAAAGCAACAAUCGAUUGAUGCAACAGCAUUAUUUGAUUGUGAAUAAUAACGACAACAACAACAUAUCAAGUUCGACUUCGAAAAUCAAUGUAGUGCAACAAGAGAAAGAAGUUAACGUGCCAACAACGUCGACUUCUGUUAACAAUCUUUACCAUCAAAAUCAUCAACUGAAGCAGCAAAGACAGCAAAUGAAUACAUCGGGAACAUCGUCAAAUUACACAGUGACAACAGCGGAUACGACAGAUUCAGGAAUAAGCACUGGUGGUGGACAUAAGAAGGAGAAAGGAGAAGGAAAGCGAAGCAGAUUUUGGAAUAUUUUAAGUGGUGGGAAUAAGAACAAAACGUCAUCGAGUAAGCAACAGAAAAGUGCGACACUUGGACGUGAGAAAGAUGAAAGUAAGAAGGAGAAGAAGGAAAGAAGUAAAGAAGUUGAGAAUAAUUUACAACAUCGAUGGUCAACGGGACAACCACGUCUUCAACCAUUGCCAGCAAAUAUCAGCAAAGAGAAAUUGUGUCAACUUCUUGAGACGAAAUUGAACGAUUCGAAACUCUUUUUGGAGUUUGAAAGAAUUCCGAAACGAAAGGAGAAUGCGCAAUAUUCGAUUGCAUUGAUGGAUGAGAAUCGCAAUAAGAAUUCUGAUCGAACACUUUUGCCGAUGGAUGAGAAUCGCGUUAAAUUAAUUCCAGCGAGAGAUAAUCGAUUGGGAUAUGUAAAUGCUUCACAUAUUUCGAGCACAAUUGGGCAGAAGCAGAGAUUUUAUAUCGCAGCUCAAUCUCCAGUUGAUUUCGUCACUGCAAAUAUAUUUUGGCAAUGUGUUUGGGAAGCUGACGUUUACCUUUUGAUUCAAUUGUCUGAUGACUUUACUUACGUUCCCACAAAUGACAAAUGUUCUGAGUAUGGUCAAUAUCAAGUUUGGAGAGAAUUCUCACAAGAGACAGACAAAGUAACGACAAGUAAGCUGAGAAUUUACCAUCCACAAAGUCGUCGUUAUCGUUCAGUUUGGCAUUUGUCGUGGUACGAAUUCAACGAACAGAAUUGUCCUUCAAGUCCUUCACAGUUUCUUCAAUUCUUAGAAGAAUUAAAUUCAGUUCGUUUGGCGUCGGUAGCAGAAGUUCCACCAGGUCAUAACAGCAACACACCCGUCAUGAUUCAUUGCAAUGAAGGAGAACGAACCGGCUUAGUGCUUGUCUCGGAUUUACUUCUUUACACUUUAGAUCAUAAUCAGGAUAUCGAUAUUCCUCGUGUGAUUGGCCAAUUACGAGAACAACGAGACAAGAUUAUUCCAUCUCUUGUUCAAUACAAGUUCAUCUACUCACUUUUGAUUCAUUACCUUCGUCAAACUCGCUUGAUUUGAUUCAAAUUAAUUUAAAACUUUCUUAACAUUUGACUAUUUAAUUUAAUUUAAUUUAAUUUAUCAUUUUUAUUUGCAUCUUCAUUUCACUUUUUUAUUUUUCUAAUUUUUUCAUUUCUUUAAAAAUUUUAAGACUUUAAUUUAUCGAUUGAAAGUGAAAGAGAUUAGGAAAAGAAUGUUCAAGUAUUUUGUGCCUUAAUUAUAUUAACAAUAACUUGUAAUUGCAACCGACCAUUAAUGUAUUUCAUCAUAAAAAAGAAUUUUGUAACAAUUCAACGAAUCAACGAAAUUAUUUAAUUAAUUUUCAAUCUUCAAUUUGCUUCUUUCGUGAUUAUAUUUAAAAUUUAAAAGAGGAGAAGAUCUUGAGGAUUGCAAAUUGUUUUUUCUAACAUUUAUUUAACAUUGAUUCAAAUAAAUCGAAAGUAUUCCAAUUCAAUGCUCGAAAAACGAAACAGCAUCCCGUUAUCAUCAUUUAAACCACAUCAACACUCCACACAUUAAAGGUGCUUUAGAGAAGCCUUCGCGAAUGAAUUAAAAACAAAACUUAACAUGUGUCUUAAGUAGCUUUUAUAAGGCGACUUUCUUUUGUAUUUAUCAAUAAAUUAUUUUGACAAAAGAGAAUUUCUUUGUUGUUUUUAUUUCUGAAAUUGUUUUCAAU